AUGAGACUUGAGGGUGCUGCGUGGUGGGGAUUUGUUGUUGCCUUGUCGGAUUCUAUGGCCGUUUUUACUGCUGUUGUUCUGAUAUGUUUAAACGUUCAUAUGGCUCUCUUUUGUGCACUUGGCGUUAGUUAUACAGUACAUUCUGCAGAGAACUUGCAGCCAAUUGGCAAUGAUGGGGAUGGUGCUGCAACAGAGGAUGAUGACUCCAUCGCAGAUGGGGUUCCAGCAACUCAUCCAACAACAGAGGCUAGUGCUUAUUGGGUUCAGGCUAAACCAACUCUGGAUGAAUCCUUCACUCCUGAUGCUGUUGAUUAUCAGCUUGAACAAUUGAGUUUCCGAUUCCAGCCUUACCAAUUGGACUGGAUAAUUUUCGCAAAUGUUGCUAGAAGCAAAUCCUACAUGCCUAAUUCAAGAAAAUGA
Messenger RNA from Dovyalis caffra, 420 nucleotides. Lineage: Eukaryota; Viridiplantae; Streptophyta; Magnoliopsida; Malpighiales; Salicaceae. The record is from the annotation of a GenBank genome assembly.